Xylaria bambusicola is the source of this 970-nucleotide messenger RNA. Its product is annotated as alpha/beta-hydrolase. Bases 112 to 885 code for a protein of 257 amino acids. The record is from RefSeq and is a predicted model, not a curated record. Lineage: Eukaryota; Fungi; Ascomycota; Sordariomycetes; Xylariales; Xylariaceae. The transcript has a single exon.
CGUAUGGUGACAUCAACUCUCUCGGUAGAUGUUCGAUCUGUAAGAAUAAUUUAUCGACGAGGGCCCUAUCCUGCAUUCACUUUACCCCUACCUCUCCACGCCUAAUUCGUAAUGAGGCCCUCGAUUCUGAUUGUUCAUGGCGGCUGGCAUGUUCCACAGAGCUAUGUCAAGCUUGUCGCUGCCCUUGAAUCUCUUGGAUUUGAAGUUCACAUCCCGCGCCUCCCUUCUGUAGACAAUGUCCGUCCACCUAAAGGCGACCUGUCCGACGAUACCAAGAUUAUUCGCAGCUUUGCCGAGAAUCUUUUGAAGGAGGGGAAGACUAUCAUUGCUCUUCUCCACUCCUACGGUGGUCAUGUUGGUUCCAAUGCGUUGUACGGGCUGGGGCUUGAGGCCAGGUCCGCUCAAGGGCUGCCGGGCGGUAUCUCUCAUCUCAUAUACCUAGCAGGACAUAUACUUCCAGAAGGGACGUCAAUGAUCGACAAGAUACGAGAAUUCGGACAUGAAGGCUUUAUCCCAAUCAACUUCGACAUCGACGAGGACAACAGUUGUUUACACCGGUAUCCUAAAGCAGUCGUUGUGAACGCACAGCCUGGCGAGGUAGACGAGAAGGAGCUUGACGAAUACGUCAACACCUUCGAGCGCUGGAAUAUUCAAUGCAUACACCAAAUUGCUGAGCAUGGGGCGUGGCGUGAAAUUCCUGUAUCGUACGUUUAUACGAGCCAUGAUCUAGUGGUAGCUGCUUCUUACCAAAAACACUUCGUCGAAACCUUGGAAAAGGAGGGCUAUAAGGUUCAGUCAUUCGAGCUGACGACUGGCCACUGUCCUAACUUGACUGCUGUCGAAGGCGUAGUGGACGUGGUUAAGAAGGUAUACGAGGAUCAGUAAUGACGGAUUACUUCAUAACAUACUCGAAGCUGCGAAUACAUGUUCUCUGUUACCCUACCAAUGAUUAUUUAGUCUCUCCGAGUAA